This is a messenger RNA of Ascochyta rabiei, 1722 nucleotides long. RefSeq lists its product as uncharacterized. NCBI's taxonomy places the organism in Eukaryota, Fungi, Ascomycota, Dothideomycetes, Pleosporales, Didymellaceae. Bases 1 to 1722 code for a protein of 573 amino acids. The transcript has a single exon. The record is from RefSeq and is a predicted model, not a curated record.
AUGGCAGACAAAUCACAACCCACCGAUGUCCCGCACUUGCGCUCAUCGCCACCUAGCCCUUCUUUCUCGCCACGCGCGACCUCCAUACCAGACGACUCUGAGACUGACUUCACCCCAACACCUCUCCACAGCCCUGGAGGCCCUCAAUAUGAAGACCUUCCGCCCUCGUAUGACUUUGCGCUGAGUGAUGCACAUAGUGGCGCUGCCGCUUUGGACGCCAGCCAGAUGGAGGCCCACCGCGUCAGCGCGAAUGAAGGACCUGAUGAGCCCGAGGUGUGGGAGUAUCGUAUGAGAGACGAAGGGGCUGAAGCAGAGGAUGUGAAUGAGCAUGAACAUGCACCUGCCUACGAAGGGCAUGUUCCUGUUCAGCAUGUUGCGAGUAGCGAGAGCAUCCCGGUUGGGAGAAUAGGUGACUUCAAUGCACCACCAGCUGCUACGAGUAGGGGCAUUGCGGACGCUGAUGAUCCUCCGCAUUCUGUCCCUCAUGCUGGGCCAAGUCCAGGCCACGGAUUCCCAGGCGGCAGAGGUGGUCAUCAUGGACAGGCAUGGUCUCCGUUCGGCGCAUCAGGUCACGGUCCUUUCGGCGCACCAGGUCACGGUCCUUUCGGCGCGCCGGGCAUUGGCCCUUUCGGGCCUCAGGUCGGUCCACGUGAUGGUGGAGGACGGUUUGCUCACGGCGGUGGCGGGCGUGGCGGGCGAUCUAACCCUUCGCAGGAUUGGUUAGCGCUUGGUCAGAAUCUGGGGAAGAUGGGAGAAGAGUUUGGGCGACGGAUGGGAAAUUGGGGAGAGCAGUUUGGACGUCAAGCAGGAGCGGCGGGAGAGCAGUUUGGAAGACAGGCGGGAGCCCUGGGCCAGCAGAUUGGUAGGGACAAUGGGGCCUGGGCUGCAGCGUACAGCGGUCGAGCAGCGGCAGUUCAAAGCACUCAUGCUGCUGGGCCAAGUGACGGAGCGAGGAGUGAGCCGCCUCAAUACGAUGAGCCACCGUCCUAUCAAGGCCCUGCGGGAGUGGCAGGUCAAGAGACGGGCGUCUUCCACGGCGAUCGCAAAAUCAACACCUAUCCACCAGAGAAAGAAAGCGAGGCGUCGCUCAAGAAAGCAUUGGAGAAUCGCUCGGAGAAGACGGUAGGGAAGCAAAAGGCCGACGACUAUGACGACUCCGACGACUCCGACUCAUCUAUCUGCUCAGACUCGUCUUCUUCUUCUUCCUCCUCCUCAGACAGUGAAGACGACGACUACAACGACGCGCAAGCCGUGUUCCUCAAGCGCAUCGACUCGAUCCACCAAGCGGCCGAAGCCGCAUCCUCAAAGGGCAAGAAGAGCGCCUCGGAGAUAGCGCACGAGCGGGACCUUGCUAUUGCAGCAGCCACGCGCGAAAAGGAAGCCACCGAGCUCAAGAUUGCGCAGAAGCAAUGCCGACGGACGCAGAAGCGGGAGCUACGAAGUCGGAAACGGGAGCUGGCGCGAGCGCAUCGGCAGAAAAAGAUGGAUCUGCGCACCGCGAGUGAAGUGGACGGGAAGGGCAAGGGCAAGGGGAAAGCGAAGAGGAGUGAAGGGUGGAGGGAGGUGAAGAAGGAGUACAAGGCGCAGAGAAGGGCGUUGAAGCGGGAGAGGGCCGAUGCGAAGAGGGAAUGGAAGAGAGAGAAGCGGGAGAGGAAGACGGGGCGGAAAGAGGGGCCUGGGGGCGGCGAGGGGGAGCUGAAGGUUCUCAAGGAGGAGCGUUGA